UGGCGCGCUACUCGGUGUGGGCCGCAGUAUUUCUCGCUCUACUUGCUCUUGUCAAAGGUGGUAACUAUGACUACUGCGAGGUGCUGCGCAAGUCGCUGCUCUUCUACGAGGCGCAGCGGUGUGGUGGCGAUGGGACUCGGCCGUGAACGACCGCGGCAACAACGGCGAGGAUCUGGAAGGCGGAUAUUACGACGCUCCCAUCAAGCUGACGACCGGCGCUUUGGUUAG
Messenger RNA from Gryllus bimaculatus (two-spotted cricket), 228 nucleotides. NCBI's taxonomy places the organism in Eukaryota, Metazoa, Arthropoda, Insecta, Orthoptera, Gryllidae. The record is from the annotation of a GenBank genome assembly.